AUGGUGGCAUCGUCACGAGAAAGCAACGGAGCCGUGGAGGAGCUGAAUAUAACGGUUGCAGUGCGGUGUAGGGGACGUAAUGAGCGGGAGAUCAAAGCUAAGAGUUCGGUGGUUGUUUCUGUGCCUGAUGUGACUGGAUCAAAUGAGGUAUCGAUCAAUACUACGGGUGACGUUGGAAUAGCAGCUCAGAUAAACUCGAAGACUUACACUGUUGAUGAAGUUUUUGGGCCUAGCGCCAACCAAAGUCUUAUUUUCCACAAGAUAGCGGAGCCUCUGUUUGCGGACUUCAUUAAGGGUUACAAUUGCACCGUGUUGGUAUAUGGGAUGACUUCCACAGGUAAAACAUACACUAUGACUGGCGACGAAAAACUUUAUGAUGGUGAAUUGAGCGAAUCUGCAGGUAUCAUACCUCGGGUUCUGUUCAAGCUCUUCGAGAGCCUAGAAAACGAAGAUUAUGUGGUGAAGUGCUCAUUUGUGGAGUUGUACAAUGAGGAGUUGAAGGACCUGCUCAGUGACUCGCAAGAUUUCUCGUCAUCGGCUAGAAAGCUGCGAAUCUUUGACUCGAGCACGCUGAAUGGCGGCACAACGUCGAUGAGUAACAAUAGCAGUAGGAAAAGUUCGCGGAAUAAUUCGCCUCGGUCUUCUUCUGAGCUAUCCACGGCGACUUUCAUGAGGAAACGGUGGAAAAAUAACAUGCCAACAUCCAAUGGUUCAGCGGGUUCUUCCGUGUCUAAUGGCAAUUCUAAUAAAAGCCAAUCGUUACAGGGGUCACAGGAUCAAAAUGCUGGCAUUUACAUACAAAACUUGCAGGACUUCCAUAUCACAACAGCUAAGGAGGGAAUCAAACUGCUACAAAAAGGUUUGAAACAUAGACAAGUAGCCACAACGAAGAUGAACGAUUUCUCCAGUCGAUCUCAUACGAUUUUCACUAUCACUCUGUAUAAGGAAUAUCACGGUGAACUUUUCAGGGUAUCUAAGAUGAACUUGGUCGAUUUAGCUGGUUCAGAGAAUAUUAGUCGAUCUGGUGCUCAGCACCAGCGUGCUAAAGAAGCGGGUUCUAUAAACCAGAGUCUCUUAACUUUAGGAAGAGUGAUCAAUUCGCUUGCUGACAAGAGUUUACAUGUUCCAUUUCGAGAAUCCAAGCUGACGCGGCUCCUUCAAGAUUCAUUAGGUGGGAAUACAAAGACUGCACUUAUAGCCACUAUAUCUCCCGCCAAGAUAAACUCGGAGGAGACCUGUAGUACACUGCAAUAUGCAGCAAAAGCCAAGAACAUCAAAAAUAAACCACAGUUGGGCUCUGUUAUCAUGAAGGAUAUUUUAGUGAAAAGCAUCACGGCUGAACUGGCGAAAAUAAAGGCCGACCUGCUAUCGACCAAGACGAGGGAAGGUAUCUAUAUGAGUCAGGAUAACUACAAGGAGUUGACGAAUGACCUUGAUAGUUACAGGACAGAAGUACAGGAAUAUAAAAGAGCAAUUGAAACUUUGACCUCGCAAAAUACCCUUUUAUUGAAGGACAAGAAAGCUUCUAACGAAGUCAACGAUCUGCAACGAAUCAAAUUGCAGAACAUGAAGGAUUCGAUCAGUGAGCUGCAUGCUCGAAUUGACAGACAGAACAGAAGAGAGCAGAACUUGGUUAAUAUGGCAUCCACACUCAGAACAACUCUAAACACCAUGCAAACUAUCCUGAGUGAGCGGGAAAAGAAAGAAAAAGACUUGAAGGAAAACAUCAAUCGCCUAAUCGCUAGCGAUUUUGCACAGGUUAGAGAAAUGAUUGAUAAAAAUUUCCAGGAAAUUCAAAAUAAUAUAAAACUCGAGUCUGCUGGGAUUCAACCUAAUAUUGAUUCAAUUAAGGAAGAAAUACGAAUGUUAUUGGAAACGGCUCAAGAGCAUACCGACGAGGUGUACAAGGAUUGCGUUGAAAAAGUAUCUGGCGAGUUGCCUGCCUUGUACGAAGCGGCCAGCGAGCGAAUAACGGAAGUUGAGGCAAUGGUUGGAAAAUGUUACAGAGAUCUUUCAGAGAAUUUAUCCGAUGCCAGCGAAGAGUAUAAUAAUUUCAAACAGUACCUCAAUGAUCACUUUUUCAAGAAUAAUCACGAAGAACUUCUAGCAUCUCAUGUGGACCGUACCUAUCAUCAUAUUCAGGCAUCUGGAGAAGAUUUGUUUCAAAAAUUCAAAGAAAUGAUGGAUAAUUACUUAGAGAAUAAUAAACAUUUGAUGCUCAACAGUUUGAGAACUGCUACAUGUGACGUGAUAGAGAAGGAAAUGCAAUUGUUCGAGCCGCAGAAGGAUAAGUGGGAAAGCUCGUUCAAGUACAUCAAUAAUUGCGAUGCUUUGAAUAUUGCUCUUCAAAAAGAUAUAAAGUCGCCAUUAUCGGACUUUAGAUCAACCUUACAAACGUCUCGAAAUAUGAUAGAGCAGGCCAUGACCAAAGUCAAAAAAAGGAUGAGUGAUCACGAAAGUCCUCGCUCGGCGUUGAGUAAAAACCAAACUUUCAAUCAGGAGUUCUCAGGUCUUUUAAACAAGGAGAAUCAGCUUCAAGAAGGCCUGAAAAAAAGCCUGCAGUUUACAGAUGCUUAUGGAAGCGCACUUGACCAACUUCAAGCUUCGAUAUCUUCUGCUGUGGGAGACGACGAUCACGCAACCGAUAAGAGCCGACCAGAAAAUAUUGAUGGCGUCUUACGAAGAAUUGAUGAGCAGAAUGUCUUAUACCCUGAUCGUUCUCCUUUGAAAAGCACUUCUUUCAGAGUGAACAAGAGUGAACGGAGCAGCCCGAAUAAAUCCAGCCCAAUUAAGGCAAACUCUCAUUCUCCUUGUAAGCCACAACUGAGUCUUGCCAGAUCCGGCUACAAACGAUCAUAUACUGAUCUUGACGGCACAUUGGACGAUAGUUCGACCAAAGUCACUAGGCAUCAUUGA
Messenger RNA from Torulaspora globosa, 2916 nucleotides. It is a transcript of the gene CIN8, whose product is annotated as kinesin motor protein CIN8. The transcript has a single exon. Gene Ontology annotation, biological process: microtubule-based movement; mitotic spindle assembly. Lineage: Eukaryota; Fungi; Ascomycota; Saccharomycetes; Saccharomycetales; Saccharomycetaceae. Gene Ontology annotation, cellular component: nucleus; spindle microtubule. The record is from RefSeq and is a predicted model, not a curated record. Gene Ontology annotation, molecular function: plus-end-directed microtubule motor activity; minus-end-directed microtubule motor activity; microtubule binding. The coding region runs from base 1 to 2916 and encodes 971 amino acids.